CGGUGCUUAGAGCUCAGUGGCCCGCUGAGCCCACGGAGAACAGAUAGUGUCCUCUCUGGCGGACAGUAACACCAGGCUUGUGACUUGGAGAUUUUCUUCUUUCUUGACUAAAACCUCUCAGAAAAAAACUACGGGAUGCCUUCAAGUAUAAACGUCCAAGGAGGCAAAGCCUUUGGACAACUGAAGGAGCAGCAAAGGCAAAAACUGGAAGAAAUAAACCAGGAAUUUCUGGAAGACCAGAAAUACAGGGAUGAGGAGGACCUGCCAGAUAAACUGGAGAGUCUCAAAAAUAAAUAUGCUGAGUUCGACCUGAAUGAUCAAGGAGAGAUUGACAUGAUGGGCCUGAAGAGGAUGAUGGAGAAGCUGGGGGUGCCCAAGACGCACCUGGAGUUGAAGAAAAUGAUCCUGGAGGUGACGGGCGGCAGCAGCAGCAACACCAUCAACUACAGGGACUUUGUCAAGAUGAUGCUGGGCAAGCGUUCAGCCGUUCUCAAACUAGUCUUGAUGUUUGAAGACAAGGCCAACAGCUCCCCCUGUAAACCAGCAGGACCUCCUCCAAAGCGGGACAUUGCUAGUCUGCCUUAAGUGUAGUCGUCAGCCCACAGGACCGCUGGUGGAGCUGAGGGACCGUCAGCGGUCGUCUGGAGUUGAAUAGUUUUCGUGUUGUGUUAGUACGGGACCAGUGGUUGAGGAUGGUUACCUUGUGACUAUGCGCUGUGUGACAGAAGGUGUUGAUAGAACGAGACCAUGACUCACUAGAUGAUGUUUGACUGUGAAAAACCAUCCCCUUUUUUUACUAAGUGAACAUUCAACAUUGAUGAGUGUAACCGUAACCUUCUCCAUAAGUGACAUUUUCUAGUGUGUUAUUGUUUAAAGAAUUUAAGGGAAGAUGUAGAAUCCUCUAGAUGUCAGUUUUUCUCUCCCUCUUAUUUUUUUUGGAACAUGGUUUUUUUUUCCCCCAACAAUGCAAGAAAAGGACACAGGGAAAAGAAGUGGUUCUUCCAACACAUUUUUGCACUGUCCUCUGUGGUUGUGCGUGAAUUCCUGUCAGGCUAACCUUGGUCGGCUUCUGGCUUUAGAGGACGAUCCGGAGAUUACAGACCCAGUCGAUUUCCUCUAGGUCAGUAGUUAUUGGCCAUAAAAUGCCAUAAAAUGCUUAUCCGGACAUAAGUGAAUAGAUUAACGAAGCUCUCGUGACUCAUUUUGACAUUUUUCUGCAUGUUCAAGAGUUAAUUACUAGUUUGUAAGAGAAUUGGACGUUGUGUUGACUGUGGAACGUUGCAGUUUGGUAUGCGUGGCUUGAAAAAAAAAGGCAAAGUCGACUUACUUAUCUAUCUGUUAGGGUUAAGCACCAGUCCUUUUGGAAUUUGGAAGGAGUGUGACACACACACACACAAACACAAGCAGAACAAAUGUACAUAAUUUCCUACAUGCAGUACAAUCAUGUUCUUUCCAAGUGCCUCAACAUGCAGAUACUGCAGAGCCUCAAGACGUGCACACGGGCGUUCACUUCACACAGUCUUCUAAUCUUCAUCAUUUCACCAAACCAGUAACAAUUUAAAUUUGAUUUGAACCAAUGUUUUCUGCUUUGUCUGGUCUUCCAACACAUUCUGAAUGAGUGGAUUUUUUUUUUUUUUUCAGAUUUCCCAAAGCUUUUAAUGUCUUUUUCGUUGUUUCCACAUCGUGUAUCUUAUUGAUCUGAUCUUGAUGUUGUACAUACUGCACUGCUACUCAUUCCUUAUGUCAUGAAGUCAUAUUUUUUACCCAUGUUUAUUGUCAGCCAGCCAUCACGUUGUGGUGAACUCACUUCAUCUGUGUCUUGUGAAUUCUGUGAUUUGUGCCUCACUGUUUCGUCUCUCCAGUGUAAACUCUCUUGCAAGUCGCUCUCUUUACUGUGAAUUUACUGUCUCUGUCGGUUUUAACACACACUUUGUUUCCAGGUAUUCUGUUUUUUGUCGUCGACGGUAGCUUUGAAAGCAUUUUUAGUUACGGUGCACAUUGUUGUUGCAAACACCAAAGUAAUUAAAACGCUUGUGACACUAGUGUGUUAUGUUGUUAAUUGUUAAUCACUGUCAUGAAAUUCUCUCUACACUAAAGAGAAAAGGAAACAAGGUAACCCUUUCAGGGAGAUUAGAUGCAGUAAUAUCAUGUACUGUAGCCCAAAACUGUAACUUUUCACAUACAUUAAAUGUACCAAUCGAGCUAAACGGUUUUUUUUUUCCCAUAAUAAAUCAUGCAGUCCGGUUUGCCAUU
Messenger RNA from Cynoglossus semilaevis (tongue sole), 2253 nucleotides. It is a transcript of the gene aif1l, whose product is annotated as allograft inflammatory factor 1-like. Gene Ontology annotation, cellular component: ruffle membrane; actin filament. Gene Ontology annotation, biological process: actin filament bundle assembly; ruffle assembly. The coding region runs from base 136 to 585 and encodes 149 amino acids. The transcript is spliced from 6 exons. NCBI's taxonomy places the organism in Eukaryota, Metazoa, Chordata, Actinopteri, Pleuronectiformes, Cynoglossidae. Gene Ontology annotation, molecular function: actin filament binding; calcium ion binding. The record is from RefSeq and is a predicted model, not a curated record.